UCCGCGCGGUGCACCCUGGGAAGCAGGCGGACCCCGGCUCCUCUCCAAGAUGGCGGCGCUGUCGGCGGCGCGGUGCCUGGUGCUGCGGACCCGGGGCGGCUCCCUGCUGCCGCCGCCCCCCGGGCCCCGCCUGCGGCCCCCCCAGGCCAGCAUGUCGUCGCUGUCCGGCAUGUCCCGUGGCAGGAAGGUGGCGCUGUCCGCGCUGGGCGUGCUGGCUGCCGGCGGCGCUGGGCUGGCCCUGGCUCUCCACACGGCUGUGAGUGCCAGUGACCUGCAGCUGCACCCUCCCAGCUACGCCUGGAGCCACAACGGCCUGCUGGCCUCCCUGGAUCACAGCAGUAUCCGGCGCGGCUACCAGGUGUACAAGCAGGUGUGUGCCGCCUGCCACAGCAUGGAGUACCUGGCCUUCCGCAAUCUCAUCGGCGUCUCCCACACCGAGGCUGAAGCCAAGGCCCUGGCCGAGGAGGCGGAGGUGGUCGAUGGCCCGGAUGAAAACGGCGAGAUGUUCACGCGCCCAGGCAAGCUCUCCGAUUACUUCCCCAAGCCCUACCCCAACCCUGAGGCGGCGCGAGCGGCCAACAACGGGGCGCUGCCCCCAGACCUGAGCUACAUCACCAGCGCCAGGCACGGGGGUGAGGACUAUGUGUUCUCCCUCCUCACCGGCUACUGUGACCCACCCACUGGGGUGUUCAUCAGGGAAGAGCUGCACUACAACCCCUACUUCCCGGGGCAGGCCAUCACCAUGGCGCCCCCCAUCUACAACGAGAUCCUGGAGUUCGAGGACGGGACCCCAGCCACCAUGUCCCAGAUAGCGAAAGACGUGUGCACGUUCCUGAGGUGGGCAGCGGAGCCGGAGCACGAUCACCGCAAGCGCAUGGGAAUGAAGAUGCUGCUGAUGAUUGGCCUCCUGGCACCCCUUUGCUACUACCUGAAGCGCCACAAGUGGUCUGUACUAAAGAGCAGGAAAAUCGCGUACCGGCCCCCCAAGUAAGCAUUGGAUCACAGCAGGCCGCCCCGCGGGCCUUGGCCACCCAGCCGCCGCACGACCCCUCCCGGGACAGGAAUGUACGUAGAGCUGGACGGACAGACGGGUACAGCCCACUCCUCAUGACGCGUUUCUCUUAUUUAAUGUCCUCUCCCUCGGACACAGCUGCUCGCCUGCUAGGCCUGGGAACGGACUCUGGGAAGGGGGGGGCGGCUGCUGUCUGCACACGCCCGCUGGGGGGCAGAAAUAAACCUUCAAUCUUCAGUGGGAAAGUGUGGUGUGGUGUGUCGGCCUAGGCCCUGCCCACGGGGCCCUCGCCUUCCCCUGCCCCGUCUCUGUCCCGCCCCAGCUCCCUGCCUGGGGGGAACCCAGUACAGCCAGAGGGGAAGGCCUGUGUGUAAUGGUGGCAUUUAUUAAACGGUUCUGUUCCC
Molecule: messenger RNA, 1416 nt
Organism: Terrapene triunguis (Three-toed box turtle)
Lineage: Eukaryota; Metazoa; Chordata; Testudines; Emydidae
Product: cytochrome c1, heme protein, mitochondrial
Exons: 7
Coding region: 50-991 (313 amino acids)
Biological process (GO): mitochondrial electron transport, ubiquinol to cytochrome c
Molecular function (GO): heme binding; electron transfer activity
Source: RefSeq, a predicted model, not a curated record